AUGGCCUUGAAAUCUGAGGACCUGAGUAGUGGGUUCCGGCAUGGCAAAGUGAUGGCUUUCAUCAACGACAGGAUGUCCAGGCACGCGAAAGGCCCUGAGUUCUACCUUGAGAAUGUGUCUCUGUCCUGGGAGAAGGUGGAGGACAAGCUCAGGGCCAUCCUAGAGGACCGCCUGGUGCCCAGCCAGGCCAAAGAAGCCUGUGCCUGGAGCAGCCUGGCCCUGGGCGUGCGCUUUGCCUACAAGCAGAGCCAGUUACACAGGCACAGGGUGCAGUGGCUGCACGACUUCGCCGGGCUGCACAGAUCGGCAGCUCAGGCGUUGGCCUCAGACUUGACGUUGCUCGCGGCACAGCACGAGGUGGAAUGCAAGGAGGCGGCCUUCCGGCUGCAGCUGACCCAGGCCACCCUGGCGGAAGUGCAGAAAGAGCGGGACCUCCUGAAGUGGAAGCUCUUCAUGACCGUGAGAUUACCAUCGCCUGCCCCGUGCGAGCUGCAGCCUGCCCAGACGCCAGUCGCAGAGGGGCCAAGCCUGGCCACUACCGGUGGGGCUGGAACAGAAGGAACAAGUGAAGAUGAGGAGACAGGGGCCACUGCUACUACUGCUGCACCUUCUGAAGCCAUAGGAGGAGGAAGACAGGAGGAUGCAGAGGGGGCGGAAGCUGCCGAGGAGGCACAAGAUCUGAGUGUAGACCUUAUGCAGCUUCUUGGAGUUGUAGACCAGAAAAAUUAUACCUCUGGCGGGCAGAGGGAGGGAGGUUUUAGGUCAGUGGAAACAGCCAUGUAUUCUUUCUCUGGGAUGCUCAAGCCCGAGGCAACAGUCUCACCUCAACCCCUUCCUGUCCAGCUCCCUGCCUCAUUCACAUACUCAUACUCAUGCCCCUUAUCCCCCUUCCCAGACUCACCAACACCAUCCCCACCCACAUCUCCACCACAAGCACCGUUCACAGCAGGAGCUUCAUUUCAGACAUCUCCCCCCUGGGGAUCCUCUGAUUUUAGCUUGUGGUCUGAUGGAGGGAUCCAGGAAGUAGACCCUCAAGAAGGAUACAGGAGCGACUCUGAUCCCCUUCAGCAGCUAAGACUUCCAGUAUUUCGCAGGCCUGGGAAUUGGGAGUGCCCUUGGUGUAAAUCUGUAAAUUUUUCACUAAGGGGAAGUUGUUUACACUGUGGAAAGUGUAUCUGACUACAGAGCCCUCAAGUGAAUUCAGAAAUGUGA
Messenger RNA from Bubalus bubalis (water buffalo), 1212 nucleotides. RefSeq names its product testis expressed 13B (gene TEX13B). The record is from RefSeq and is a predicted model, not a curated record. The transcript is spliced from 2 exons. NCBI's taxonomy places the organism in Eukaryota, Metazoa, Chordata, Mammalia, Artiodactyla, Bovidae.